AUGAGUUAAAGUAAUCCAAAAAUAUUUGGUAAUAGAUUCAUAUAGAAGAAAAAAUUAUCUCAAGGUUCAUUUGGAAUUGUAUAUUUGGUGUUUGACAGAGCAACAAAUACAGAAUGUGCUUUGAAAGUAGAAAAAGAGGAAAAUGAAGAAAUAAAAACUUUAGAAAGAGAAAUAGAGAUUCUAAUAUAAUUAGAUAAUAUAUUAGGAAUUCCGAAACUUAUAUGGCAUGGAACAGAUGGAUAAAUGUAAAUAAUGGCAAUAGAAUUAUUGGGGAAAGAUUUAUCAUAUUACUUUAAAUAAUAUAAGAAAUUUUCUUUGAAAUGUUGUUUAUAAGUUUGUUAUGAUUGUUUAGAAAUUUUAGAAAAUAUUCACAAAAAAUUUAUAAUUCAUAGAGAUUUGAAACCAGAGAAUAUAAUGAUGUCAAAAGAAUUAGAUUAAAUAUAUAUUGUAGAUUUCGGUAUAAGCAAGAUAUAUUUUGAAGCCGAUCAUAUGUAGAUAUAAUUUUUAACUAAGUUCUUUAAAGACUUUUUAGAGAAGACAAAGAAUUUGUUGGUACCACUAGAUAUGCUUCAAUAGCUGCUCAUAAAGGAUAUGAAUUAAGUAGAAAAGAUGAUUUAGAGUCUCUCUUUUAUGUUAUAAUAUAUUUUUUAAGAGGUAAUCUUCCAUGGUAGAAUAUGCCUGUGGAAGAUAGUGAAAGAAACAGAUUAGUAGGAGAAAUGAAACAAACUAUUCCAUUAGCAGAAUUAAUAGGAAAUAAAUUACCAGAAUUAAUUAAAGCUUUUUCAUAUAUAAGAAAACUAAAAUUUGAAGAAAAACCAAAUUAUGAGUUUAUUAUAAAUUUGAUUAAAGAAGCAGCUGAAAAUAAUAAUAUUAAAUUGGAUGGAUAUUAUGAUUGGAAUGGAGGAGUAAAAUUUAGUAAAAAGUUAUCAGAAUCUAAAUUAUCCUAAGAUAAAAAAGAAUUAAAUUCACCUAAAUAAAUCAAAAGCACAUCUAAAAUAUCUAAUUAAAUGAUUUGGUCCCUCUAAGAUAAUUCCAUGUAAAUUUACAUUAUAUAAUAGUCCUUAAUCUUAAAAGAAUUUAUUAGCUCCACCAGAUAAAUACAAUAGAGGGGAAGUUCGUCAUUUAACAAGUUCUUCUAAUAAUUCUUUUGUUAUGGGAUCACAUAGUUCAAUUAGAUUGAAAUACUUACCAUCAUAAAUGAAUAAUAAAACAAAUAAAGUAUUAAAGAGUGUUGUUUCUAUUGAAUUUAUUUCAAAUUAAGAAUCAAUUUAUAAUGAAUAGAUGGAUGAAAACUUUGAUGAUUAUCCUUUAUAUUAAAAAUACAUUUAAACUAAUUAAAUGUUAGAAAUGUAAAAGUUUAUUUAAUUAUUAGGACUUUCAAAAGAUUAAAUAAAUUUAAUUGUUCUACAUAUAAAUCAAGUUGA
Paramecium sonneborni is the source of this 1424-nucleotide messenger RNA. NCBI's taxonomy places the organism in Eukaryota, Ciliophora, Oligohymenophorea, Peniculida, Parameciidae. The record is from the annotation of a GenBank genome assembly.